Messenger RNA from Canis lupus familiaris (dog), 1204 nucleotides. Its product is annotated as crossover junction endonuclease MUS81-like. NCBI's taxonomy places the organism in Eukaryota, Metazoa, Chordata, Mammalia, Carnivora, Canidae. Gene Ontology annotation, biological process: DNA catabolic process; mitotic intra-S DNA damage checkpoint signaling; double-strand break repair via break-induced replication. Gene Ontology annotation, molecular function: DNA binding; crossover junction DNA endonuclease activity; 3'-flap endonuclease activity. The record is from RefSeq and is a predicted model, not a curated record. Gene Ontology annotation, cellular component: Holliday junction resolvase complex; nucleus.
AUGCAUUGGAAGUGGGGGCCAUCAUGGCAGAGAUGUGCCCAGGAAGCUCCCAGGGUGGCUCUUGGGAGUACUCGACCCUGGCCAGCCCUCCGCUCCCUCCUCCACAGGAACCUGGUUCUCAGGACACACCAGCCAGCCAGGUACUCGCUGACUCCGGAGGGUCUGGAGCUGGCCCAGAAGCUGGCUGAGUCAGAGGGCCUGAGCUCACUGGAUGUGGGCUUCAGGCCAGAGGAGCCCCCUGGGAAAGAGCCAGAAGUGCCAGGAGUGGCCUCUGCUGAUCUUGGUGCUAGUGAAGGGAGUGUCCAGCAGCUGCCACUGGAGCUUGGGCCUGGAGAGUACAGGGUGCUGUUGUGUGUGGACGUUGGCAAAGCCAAGGGGGCAGGGCACAGGCCAGAAUUGCUCCUGGAGCUACAGCGGCUGCAUGUGACCCACGUAGUGCGCAAGUUGCAUGUCGGGGACUUUGUGUGGGUGGCUCAGGAGACCAGGCCCAGAGACCCAGCAAGACCUGGGGAGCUCGUCCCGGACCACAUCGUGGCCAAGCGGCUAGAUGAUCUGGAUCUGUGCAGCAGCAUCACAGAUGGCCGCUUCCGAGAGCAGAAGUUCCGGCUGAAGCGCUGUGGUCUGGGGCACAGAGUACACCUGGUGGAGGAGCAUGGCUCUGCAAACCACCUUAGCCUUCCUGAGGGCACGCUGCUGCAGGCUGUCACCAACACUCAGGUCGUCGAUGGCUUCUUUGCGAAGCGCACAGCAGACAUCAAGGAGUCAGCUGCCUACCUGGCCCUCUAGACGCGGGGCUUGCAGAGGCUCUACCAGGGCCAUACCCUACGCAGUCGCCCCUGGGGAACCUCAGGGGAUCCUGAAUCAAGGCCUGGGCCCUCCCCACAGCCUCUCUGCUCACUCCUCACCUUCAGUGACUUCAGCUCGGGAGCCACGAAGAACAAGGCCCAGUGUGUGCACGAGGUGUUCGCCAGGCAGCUGACGCAGGUGCGGGGAGUGAGUGGGGAGAAGGCAGCAGCCAUAGUGGGCCAGUACAGCACCCCUGCCAGCCUCCUGGCAGCCUGUGACGCCUGUGUCACCCCCAAGGAACAGGAGAUGCUGCUGAGCACCAUCAAGUGUGGUCGACUGCAGAGGAAUCUGGGGCCUGCUCUGAGCAGAAUCUUUUCCCAGCUCUACUGCUGCUACAGCCCUCUGACCUGAGCCAUCC